UGGAGAUUAAAACAAUGUUGGAGGAGGGACAACCUCACUUUACAGAGAAAUGCUGCAUCUACAGGGUGCCCCAUAACAUCCGGAAGUUUAAUAAAGAUGCAUACACUCCAGAGGUUGUUUCAAUUGGUCCUUUUCACCAUGGAAAUGAAAAACUGCUAAAGAUGGAGUAUCAUAAAAGAUUAUAUUGCAGACAAUUCAUUGAAAGAUCCGAGACGAAGAACUUGGAAAGUUUUGUGAGUUGCGUGCAAGAGGUGGAGGCAGAGGUUCGUGGUUGUUACUCAGAUGACAUCAAGCUUAGUAAGGAAAAGCAUGUUAUGGUGAUCUUGGUGGAUUGCUGCUUCAUAUUAGAGUUUUUACUGAGGAUCCAUUUCAAGCAGUUGCAGGAUGCCAUUUUUCUGUCACCACGGUUAUGGAGCCCUAUAGCAUUAGAUUUGUUGUUGAUUGAGAAUCAAGUCCCUUUCUUUGUUCUUGACAAGCUUUACAAUCUAGCUUUUCCUUCUACCUUGAAUAGUAACCAUCCUUCAUUAUUAGGUCUCACUCUUCUUGUGGUUCCUAAUGAUACUAUUCCUCCAGGUUAUAAAAAUGAGCUAACUUUAUCUAGUGUUGGUAGAAUAGCUCAUUUCACAGAUCUAAUAAGAAAGCUUCUAUUAAGAUCCUCUCAGUUUUUCCAACCAUCAGCCUCUGGACGCGCAAGAGGAAAAAAGAUGACCCAAAUUUAUAGUGCAACUAAGUUGAAUGAAGCUGGAGUGAAGUUUGAGGUAAACAAAAAUGAUAAAUGCUUACUAGACUUGGAAAUUUCAGGCUGUACUUUGAGAAUCCCAUUUAUUAGUGUGGAUGACUGGACUGAAGUUAUUUUGAGAAAUUUGUUAGCUUUCGAACAAUGUCACUGUAUCUAUGAACCCUACCUCACAGACUAUAUCAUCUUCUUUGAUUUUCUUAUCAAUGCAGACAAAGAUGUAGAUUUCCUUAUUAAGAAAAAAAUAAUUGAGAAUUGGUUAGGUGAUAGCAAUGCAGUGGCCAAAAUGUUCAAUGGUCUUGGAGUGAACCUUUUGUAUCCAGAUUUUAAUGUGCAAUAUUCCCAUAUUUUUGAUGAGUUGAAUGCUUUCUGUGCACGCCCUUGGAACAAAAAUGUUGCGACUUUGAGGCGCGAUUACUGCAACACUCCAUGGAAGACCGUAGCUUCUAUUGCUGGAAUUUUUCUGCUUAUUCUCACUGUUAUUCAAACAGUAUUUUCUAUCCUCCAUUGAAAACACUAGUACUAGAUUAAUGUUUGUGUUGUGUAGUGUGGAUUGGAUGAUUAUAUGUUUAAUU
Molecule: messenger RNA, 1311 nt
Organism: Arachis stenosperma
Lineage: Eukaryota; Viridiplantae; Streptophyta; Magnoliopsida; Fabales; Fabaceae
Product: UPF0481 protein At3g47200-like
Exons: 1
Coding region: 15-1247 (410 amino acids)
Source: RefSeq, a predicted model, not a curated record